Molecule: messenger RNA, 13301 nt
Organism: Mauremys reevesii (Reeves's turtle)
Lineage: Eukaryota; Metazoa; Chordata; Testudines; Geoemydidae
Gene: PDZD2
Product: PDZ domain containing 2
Exons: 24
Coding region: 384-8546 (2720 amino acids)
Molecular function (GO): protein binding
Source: RefSeq, a predicted model, not a curated record
CCAAGCAGGUGUUGAGUGGCUGUGGUGAUGAACUGACAACAUUCCUUGUGGAAUGAAUUCUCAUUGGAUUCCAGUGUAAUUUGUAGCUGGCCAGCUGUAAGAGUAGCCCAACAAGAAUUCACUGACACUUCCUUCCUCCUCUUGCUGAGCCGGCCCCAGCAAUUGUUUCAGUGUUUUCAUAAAAGCGUCCUGUUAUCCUUUGCCAAACUGAACAGUUCAACAGAGCUGGACCUGAGUGGUGGCUCCCCAUGUGGGCUCUCUCUCUGAACAUGGCUGGGGGUGACGCUGACGGAUGCUGUGAUUCUGAAAGGAAGAUCAGCGAAGCCCCGCAUAGUGAACCCAGAAAGGCAUCCUUCACAUGAUGGGAUCCUUGGGUGCCCAUAAUGCCCAUCACGCAAGAGAACGCUAUGCUCUUCCUCCCCCUCCUGUAUCAGUGGCUGCAAAACAGCCAGAGGGAGGAAGUGGAAGGGCCAGAGCAGAGGCUGUGUCAAUCUGCCAUUCAGAAGCUGAGAGAGUACAUACAGCUAAAUUUUUCCGUGGAUGACAGCAAAUUGCAGCCUAGUGGUCCCAGCACUUUAGACAUGGAAAUCUGCACGCUCUACCUUACCAAGGAGAUGGGCAAAAAUGAGGCUCUUGGCUUAAGCUUUGGGAACAUCCCUGCUUUUGGAGACUAUGGAGAGAAACGGAGAGGAGGGAAAAAGAGGAAAGGGCACAAAGGCCCAGUGCUUGAUGUUGGCUGUAUCUGGGUAACGGACUUAAAGAAAAAUAGCCCGGCAGGGAAAUGUGGGAAAGUGCGACUGAGAGAUGAGAUUCUUUCCCUGAAUGGACAAUUAAUGGUCGGCGUGGAUGUCAGUGGGGCCAGCUACCUGGCUGAUCAGUGCUGGAAUUGCGGCUUUGUCUACCUGAUCAUGUUCCGUCGCAUUAAGCGCAAAGCCCCUCUUCCUCCAUCAAAUGGCAACAACAGCAACAGCUGUGAACCCAAAGCAAAGCCUACCUCGGAGCGAAGUGACAGAGCCGCUCAAAAUGGGAAAAGAACUAGAAAGUUUGGGGUCAUUACCAGAACUCCAGCUAGUAAGGACAGCAAGGAAAGCAAAGACAGCCAGAAUUCAGAGCAGGAGAAUGGACACCACACGCCUAUGGAGGUUGAUGGCUCACACCCAGAGGCAUCUGAAGCGGCAAGCAGUAGAGAGGAUCGGUUUCGAAAUGCAGACCCUGAGGGACGGUACAGGUCUCGCCGUUCAGAUGGUGAGGUGCCAGACCUUAACCCAAGUGACCUGCCUACACAGCAAGAAGGAUGCCACAUCUGGAAGAUGCACAUGGUGAAGGGGACAGACGGGCUGGGGAUCCAGAUUACAGGAGGAAGAGGAUCAAAGCGAUCCCCUCAUGGCAUCAUUGUUGCGCAUGUUGAGGAAGGAGGCUCUGCUCACAGGGAUGGUAGAUUGACAGCUGGUGACGAGCUCCUAAUGAUCAACAGUCAGUCUUUGGUUGGACUCUCCCAUCAGGAAGCUGUGGCUAUUCUGCGAUCUGCUACAGGUCUAGUGGAGCUGGUGGUAGCUAGCAGGGAAGGGACUGAAGAGGAGUCUCUCAAGUAUCCCUCUACAAGUUUGCCUGACUUACUUAGUACCUGUUCAGUCCAAGAUACCACCUCUUGCACUGAUAAUAAAGAGAAUGAAGAGCCAGAGGACGAAGAUGCCAAAGGAGUGAGCGCGUCUCCUGAAGCACAGGUUGCUAUGACAGAAACAGAUAAAUCUCCAGAUCCUGCUAAUGUGGAAGUGGCGAAAGGGAACUGCCAAAGUCCGACGCUGGGAGGUGGCAUAUUGAAAUAUAGAAGUCGAUCCCAAGGGGCUGGAUCCCGUUUAGAAUCGGUGGGAGAAAAUGAUGAACUGACCGUGGAGAAUGGUGAAUCAAAUUACGAAAUAGCAGUGAAAUAUUCCCGGGGAGGGAGAAAACAUUCUCUUCCCCAGCAGCUUGAAUCCUCAGGAACUAGGCAGGAAUACCAUAUUGUGAAGAAAUCUACCCGCUCACUGAGUGCAGCUCAGGUGGAAUCUCCAUGGAGACUGGCCCAGCCAUCCAUUAUUUCCAACAUUGUCCUGAUGAAAGGACAAGGCAAGGGUCUUGGAUUCAGCAUUGUGGGAGGCCAGGAUUCUGCUCGGGGACGCAUGGGGAUUUUUGUGAAGACUAUAUUCCCAAAUGGAGCAGCUGCUGCUGAUGGAAGACUUAAAGAAGGGGAUGAAAUUCUAGAAGUUAAUGGAGAAUCUUUACAAGGGCUGACCCAUCAGGAGGCCAUUCAGACGUUUAAGCAACUCAAGAAAGGUGUAGUGACCCUCACAGUGCGCACGAGACUGCGCAGCCCGAGCCUCACCCCAUGUCCAACUCCCAUUUUAAUGAGUAGAUCAAGCUCCCCAAGCUCCAGUGCAAGUGGAGGAACCCCUGCACCUGGCUCUGAAGAUGGAGACACUUCCUCCUCGUGUCGCAAAGGCCCAGGACCAAAGGACAGGAUCAUCAUGGACGUGACGCUCAACAAAGAGCCAGGGGUUGGGUUAGGCAUUGGUGCCUGUUGUCUCACGCUGGAAAAUAGCUCUCCAGGGAUAUACAUUCACAGCUUGGCUCCAGGAUCGGUGGCUAAAAUGGAUGGUAGAUUAAGCCGGGGUGACCAGAUUCUGGAGGCAGAUUCAGUGAGUCUGCGCCAUGCAGCACUAAGCGAAGCUUAUGCCAUUCUGAGUGAGUGUGGUCCGGGUCCAGUCAGCCUUAUCAUUAGUCGUCAUCCCAACCCCAAGGUUUCUGAACAGGAGAUGGAUGAAGCAAUAGCAUGCACCACUCAUCGAGAGAGCAACGAUGCCUAUUCCCCUCAUGUCAUAGGGAUUCUGCAAAAAAGUCCAUCCCCUAGUGUGAAGGCCAAACAAGGAGAGGCCUCAUCACCCCUGAGCUGGACAAUGAAACGAUUCCUGGAGCCAGCAAGUCGGGGAUCUGUCAGUUCUGAAACGGAGCUUUCCCAGUUCUUCUCACAAGAUGGGCCAAGUCAGGGGUCGUUUUCUGACACACACGUAACGGGCUCCAGUGAGGAAGAGCAGCUCCGUCAGAAAAGUGGAAGCAGCUCUUUGGAUGACAGCUCCCUUCCUCCCAGCAAUCUAACUGCUAAAGAAGCAGGAACAACCAAAGCGGACAGUCUUGCUUCAUCAACCAGUGGGAAGUCACCUGGUCUUUUCAACAAGCACGUGGAAUUUGCCCGACAGGAGAGCCUUGAUGGUAGUCCCAAGUCUGUCCGCAGCCCACUGCUGAGGCAGAGAAGAGUUGUUUUCUAUGAUGGCGAUGUUAGCGACGAGGAUGAUUUUGUCAAGCAAGAAGAGGUCCACUUCCAAAGGAGGCAGUGGGACAAGAACCAGAAAAAUGCCAAGGAAGAAUCUGGCGUUGUCAUCACAACCUCUUCCGCUGAAGUUGAUGAUGAAGGCCAGGAUGGUGAAUUGUCUCGACGCCCUGGCAGUAAGGCAGCUACCCCUGUGUUCAGCAAUUCCUUGGUGUCUGAGGAGAGUGCCCUAAAGCAAACGGAGGACUUGUCCUGCUUUCAGAUCAAAGCACUUGAUUGCUCAGGUAUGCCUGAGAGUCAUCCUACUAAUCUGGGAGUGAAGGAGCUCCGAGAGGCACAGCUUGACUCUAUGAGAUCCCCUAAACUGGAGCACAAAGCAGUCACAAGAGUAAAAAGCAUGAUGAGCACGGAGUGCCGCAAUCUCCCAAGGCAGAAGAUGGAGGAGCACGGUUCCUGUCAUAAGCCCAUUGCCAGGACGCUUCCACACAGCAAAAGGACUGAAGCCCCCGAGAUCCCCAGGCAGAGCAAUGCUGAAACAGUUAAUCUGCUGCGGAAUGAAGAUGAAUCAUUUGGCCUGGAUUUGGAGAUCCAGGCCACUCCCAUAAGAGUUGUGAUAACAGGUUUACGAUCAGGCGGAGCAGCUGAAAGGGGAUCUAUGGGAAAGCUGACAGUAGGAGAUGAGAUUUUAUCCAUCAACAGUACCCCAAUAAGUGGAAUGACAUCCCAGGAAAUCUGUCUGUUCAUACAGAAUCUCCCCAUGUCUGUAACACUAGAGGUGCAAAAGGCAGUAUCAGCUGUGGACAGACUUACAAACCUCCUCAUGUCUUCAGGGACUGAUGGUUCAGAUCAGGCUGACCCCUGCAGCAUCCUUGUAGCUGAAGAAGAAACCAGUUCUGGGAAAUGUGAAGAAAAGACUUUGCAAAACGAAAAUCCAGACAGUAUCACAAAGAGAACAAUGCUGCCACCUGAUGCCAAGACUGAAGAGGUGCAAGCAGGUGCCUCAGAGGUCAGCUGUGUCAAAGACUGUGCUGUGAGCCCAGUCACUGAUAUUGAUGACUUCAUCAGCAAACUGAAUUCUUCAGAGGCUAGAACUUCUCAGUCUCUACUGACAGUAGCAAGCCCCAGAGAUGAGUACACUGCCAAGUGCAGUUGUGAGACAGAGGAAGGUUGUUUUACUAAUUCUGAGCCAGAUAUAGCAAAGAAGGAGCUAUCUGAAAAAAAUGUGAAUUAUGCAGCUAAUGCCCAGGGGAUUUGGGGGUUAUCAGUACUGGAUUCCAUUAAUACAAGCAAGCUUUUUACUGUGAAUAAAAGCUGCUUAAAUAACUAUUCUAGGAAUUUUAGCAGUUUAAGCGUAGAUGAUUUGCCUGCAGCAGACUCUGUGGAACAUACAAGAAAUGAAUCGUUUCCAAAAUCAAUGUAUGGUGCUGCAGAGGAUUCCCAUUCAGACACGGAAUCUCUCACCGAAGCCCCAGAUUCUACUGGUGACGGUUUGCUCUUGCCAUCUGCUAAUGGUAAAUCCUCUGAAACCUGCAAUGUUACAGAGUCAGAUGAGGAGCAAAUUGAAAUUUGCUGCAUGAAUAAUGAGCCACAACGGCCCGUUGAGGAGCAUCAGCAGCUCACGUCUGCUAGAAGCGUAUUUCAUCAUUCCCCACCAUCCCCUCACACGGCAAAAGCUUUACAAACAGAGAGCUGUGCGGUAUAUAGUUCACUGGAUACAAACAAUGACAAAGCUCCAUUUAUACUAGAAGAUCAAUGUAAUUCAAUUCUACACACCCCACAGCUUUUAAAUAUUGUUCCGGCUACUCCCUUACAUUCUUUUCCCUCAGUUUCUCUACCAGAUAAAGAUACCCUCAAACCUCCAUUGGGUGUUCAUCCAGUUUGCUCCUUCCAUAACAACAGUGCCUUAAGUACAGAAGACAGAAUGGGCUUGGAGAACAAUGAAAAAUCUGUGAAACUGUGUGAGUCUUUCAAAGAUAUGGCUUUGCAAAGCAAAAAUAUGAGUUUCUGCACUACUGGGAAGGUGAAUGGCUUGGAAAGCAAUUUGCUGGACAAAGAACAUCAUGAUAAAGAACAAGGAUCCAAAUUUGAAAGUGAACUAGUGACUAAUGAGUGCAAUCACAAGGUUAGUUAUCACUCUGCUUUGACAAAGAAGGAAACAAACAGUUUGGCUAAUUUGAAUAAAACAGAUAGUAAUCGGAUAGAUUCUUUAUCACAAAGCUCAACACUCACGUCCAGGUCACCCACUCCUCCUAAAUCAAAAGAUCUAAGUAAGGCUGGUACGACCCAGGACUUGUCAGGGAAAAAUGAAAAAGUUAAUGGUGUGCCAUUGGGAAGAAGUUCUCAUGCAAAAAUCCAAAGCACCGGCACAAGCUCCAGCAAAGGAGUUACAGUACUGCACAGCCCGACCUCACAGAAAAAAUCUCAUCAAGAAAUUAAGGCAAUGGCCCAAAGGACUAUUGUGGAAACCCUUUUAAAUAGUCAGAGAGCCAAAACAGGACCAAAGCUAAAAGGCCUCACUAUCAAAAGUAAAACAAAGGCAAAUUCAGAAGCGCCGAGCUUUAAUCCUGCAAAAGCUAGUGGGACGGAUCAGAGAAGAACUUCCGUUUCUCCACAGUUAUCACCCAAGCUUCUAGGAAAGAAAGUCUCCGGGUCCCGUAACCUACCUACAAACGUGGAACCUGGCAAGAGCACCCCACCAGUCUCAAAGACUCUUAAAUCCGAGCAAGAAAAUAAACCAUCUCUAGCUGUGCCUGAAGAAACAUCACUACCUGUGUUGAAUGGCAGCAGCUGCAGCCCAGUGGAAAACAAUGAAAAGCAAUCCAGGGGCAAUGGUGAGCUAAGCGUUGCUGCGGAGACGGAGCAUCAGAGAGGCGGUGAAAAACAAAAAGAAAGGCAGGCUUCAGUGCAGCAGGGUGUGUGUAAUAAGAAGGGAGCUAAGAUUGAUGUUGGUGAUUUCAAAGCUAGGGAAGAUCUGCCCAAAGUAACUACCCCUCCUAAGCAGAUGCUGAAAGGUGAGUAUGUGAAAGAGAGAGCUGAAGACCAUGGCACAGGCAUAAACCUGAUAAACAGCAGUCACCAUGAAGGUGAUAUUCAGCAAGUAGGUCCUCAAAACCUAGGAGUCUGUAACAAUGACUCCUCCUCGUUGAGUUCUCCCCCAAUUCAGCAAGAGCAGCCAGAAGGCCAGGAAAUCCAACGCACAUUCAUUGAGGUGAGGUUAUCCUCCUCUUGUUCCUCCCUAGCACCAUCAUCAGAGCGGCUGUUGUUGGAAAAGGCAGACGCUACCAAUACAAAGAUCAGCCAGUUAACUGAGGAGACAGGGGAUGGCCAGUAUUUCACUCAAGUAGACACCGCUGGGGAUGAAAAUCGACACAGUGCAUCCAAAACUGUGACGAGGACUUACUCAAUGCCAGCCCAGUUGUCAAGUCGUUUGAGAGAGGACAGUAAUGUUAUAGAUGUUUCAGCACACCCCGUGCAAGGUGUUCAGAGCAAUGUUUCAGGGAUGCUAAAAAUUGUCCAUCUCAGGGUGCUGAAUGGCCAGGGCACCCGGGAUGGAAAAGAGCAAAUGCACACUCCCCAAAGUGUCCAGAAACCAAGCCUGGAGCAGCUCUCUUUAGCUAAUGAAAAUACCUGCCUUGCCACAGAUAAACUAAAAACUUUCAAGAGAAAUUAUUAUUAUUAUGAACUGAACUGGCCACAAGAAUCUACCUCAUCUUUCUCUGUUAAACAGAGGAUUAAAUCUUUUGAGAAUCUGGCAAAUUUUGAUAGACCAAUUGUUAAAGCUAUAGACAUACAUUCAACCUCCAUGAGUUCUAAACCACAUGUUGGUAGACGAGCAUCUAGUGGGAUAUCCUCCAUAAGCAGUACCAGCACAAACGAUGCAAUGCAGACAUUGAGGCGAAGUUUGAGUUCAUGCAGCGACAGUCAAAGUCCAACAUAUCCUCAGAAAUCACAAACAAAUGUAAUCUUAACACAUGUACAGCAGAAUUCAUCAGACAGCAGCAAAGAUGACACUCAUUUAAAGAAGAGCAAGGGAGAAGACACUUCAGGAGCUCUGCAUGUCUCAUCACCCAACACAUCCCACAUCCGAAGAAGCAGGGGUUAUGGCAGGCAGUCACUGUCCCGCAUGAAGCUCCGAGAGCUCAGAGCAUUGAGCAUGCCAGAUCUUGACAAGCUGUGCAAUGAGGACUUCUCAGUGGAACCCGAGGCCACCCAUUUCAAAACAGAACUGGAAAUUACACCCAGGAAAUCACUUGGCCUGCCUGUUGAAAGCGUUUCAAAUCUGAAUGCAUCUUCUGCCCUCUCCAACCUUGCAAAAAUGAACCGGCUGUGUUCUAAAGGGAGUAGUCCUUGGAAUAGUGGCUCAGGGACUCCUGGGUCAGCAUCUGAUGAUGAUGUACCACAUGACAGCUCCCCAGAUAGGAAGCCAUCAGAAAAAAGCUGGUCAAUCAGCUUGGCUCAGCUAUUAGUCUCAACCCUGGACCAGCAGAAAUUGCAAUCUCUUUUAUCAUCAGUAAAGGCAAAAUGUGAGAUCAUCACUGUGCUCCAAGAAGUCAAAGAACAAGCAGAGAGCAAAGAAGAUGCUUACUUUGUGGUCUUGAAUAAAGAAGAAGGUGCUGGCCUGGGAUUUAGUGUCGCUGGAGGGAUAGAUCUGGAGCAGAAAUCUAUCAUAGUCCACAGGGUGUUUUCAAAGGGUGUGGCAUCUCAAGAAGGGACUAUCCAUUGUGGAGAUCUCAUUCUGUCAAUUAAUGGCAUGUCUCUGGCGGGUUCUGUCCAUGGAGACGUUCUGAAUGCUCUGCAUCAGGCAAGACUGCACAAAUAUGCAGUCAUUGUCAUCGAGAAAAAGAAAGACAGAGAAAAGAUUUCAUCCAGACUUGAAAUAUCAGCUACUGGCAGAAAACACUUUGUGCCUGGAAAGGAUGUUACCAUGGAAAUAGGAACAGGUCCAAAAGUGGAUAUGAGUGAUGUCAUUUCUGUUGAACUAUGGAAAACCUCUGCUGGCUUAGGGUUCAGCCUUGAUGGUGGAAAAGCUUCAGUUUCUGGAGACAGACCUUUGCUUGUAAAAAGAAUAUUUAAAGGUGGCGCUGCAGAGCAAGCUGGAAAAAUAGAAGCUGGAGAUGAAAUUGUUGCCAUUAGUGGAAAAUCAUUGAUUGGUCUCAUGCACUACGAUGCCUGGAACAUCAUUAAAUCUGUCCCAGAGGGACCAGUUCAGUUGCUGAUCAGAAAGCCUAGAACUUCAGUAUGACAGAAGCACUAUUUCUAGCUACACUUGUUUAAGGCAACAUGUUCCUUAGAAGUAGUCCUUUCAAAACAGACUACCAGCUGUCCUUACAUUUUUGAAGCUGUGUAGAAGUGACUUAAUGCUCUCUAGCGGCUUGCUAAAAGCAUCAGAGGAGCACUGGGAUAUGCAAACAAGGAACACAUUUGUUUCAUGCAGUGUUUUUAUACACUUUACUUUCCCAGGAUGUGAGAAGCCAAACAGUAAGAGGACUUUUGUGUCAGGUGGUAUUUUAAUGGAACUUCAAAACCUUUUAGCAGAUUCUGUUUGAAAUGUUUUGCCUGUUCCCAAUAGGUUUAGUGUUUGGAAAUGGGGAGCAUAACUCGUUCGUUGCUAUCCUGUUAAUGAGGAUGGGUGUUUUGACUGUAUUACUUAGCUAUAACUUGACUUCAACACACUGACUUGGGGUCCAGUCUGUAUUUGUUAUAAAAGGAGAAUGUCUGGAACAAUCUCACUUUAUUCUUCUAAGCGCCGUUUUGCUAAAGAGGCAUGACAAAAAGAAGUAUAAUUUUGCACAGCUUUGUAAAUCUAAACCACGAACAUUUUAUCAUGAAGCUCAGAAUCAUCUAGAAACCUAUGAACUGAACACACAACACUGUUAAAUCAGCUCUCAGUGACAUAUCAUUAAAUCUGAAUAUCACACCAUAUUCAUACAUUAGAAAUCUGUGUGCAGACCUUCGUUUAGGAAAAGAAAAUCUGUCGCAAAUGUUGGAUGACUAUCUGCAGAGGAUUGGAAGGACGGUAGCAGUUUUGGUAUAAUUUAUGGGUAUAAUUAAGACUGGAGUGUAAAAAUUGCAGUCUGAACUUUCAAACUUGGGUUCCUAAAGUUAGACACUUGAAUAAAAGUGGGCUGACUUUCAAAGAUGCUGAGCACUCACAGUUCCCAUUAUCUUCAGUGGGGGCACGGCACCUCUGAAAAUCCACCCACUUUCAUUUGGGUGCCUAAAAGAGGAUUACGGUUGCCUAAGUUUAAAAACUCAAGUUUGACAAUUUGGGUCCAAAUAUCUAGAUUUUGCCCAGUUAAAUUUGAACUGGCCACACUUGUUACUUUUCUUCUCAAAUAUUUAUUUUCACAGGCAGCGUGCGUAUUGUAAAUAUGUCUUGGAUUGAGUGAGUAAUGGACUGGUUGAGGAUUUUGAAUUAUGGAAUUGGCUUUAUCUGCAUAGAUCAUAACUCAUUAGCUGAAAAACCAUAUUGUAGAAACAAUUGAAUGUCACCUGUACUUAUCCUGGAUUUUUCACCAAUAUUCAAAGCAUGUAUCUAUAACAGUUGUUUUCCUGUGUAUUAUUUAUCGUACACUGUUUGAGGGGAAGAAAGAAUAUGGUAUGAGAGGUUAGAACAAUUUAUUUGCUUAAGUUUGAGAUGACUGAAUAACACACAAGUGACAAAGCAAAAAGAAACCAUCAUCCCUAACAGUGAGAACAAAUUGUUUGGUCCAGUGUCCUCAAAUUGUCAUGGGCCCAAAACCAUAGAAACAGCCCUGACCAAUAGAGGCAUUCCAAAUCCAAACCUGGAGCCAGCUCAGCAGCCUGCAAAUAGCCCCAAUAUUUAUAACGAGCGUACGCUGGUUAUGUGGUGUUGAAAAGGUCUGGAUGGGACGCAAAUGUUGUAGCUGGAACCAAUCUCUAGUUUAUACCAUAUUCAGAUGUAUUUAUUCAUAUUAUUUUUAUAGUCAAUAGUCUUUACUGAAUGAAACAUUUUUCUUUUGGUUGUGUUUCCGGCUAGAAUACAACUUGUGAUGUGUGGAAAUGCAUAGAGUUCCUUGUGGCAUCCAGAGAUCAGGUGUACAGAAAAGUUGCACAACUUCUGUCUAGAUAUAAAAAUAUAUAUAUGGGUUUUUUUUUUCAAGUUACAUGAACAUUAGAGUGUCUAUCUAGGGAGAGAUGCCAACAACAUUUGGGUACUGAAAAGAUGAAUGCGGGGCUGCAGCCUUCAGGUGCUCCACCCACAGAAUUUCCAAUGAAGUUAGUGGAAGUUCUGGAUAUGGAGUGGCUGCAGAAUUGGAUUAGCUUUGUCACUGAUCCUACAAUGAGCUUUGAAUGCAACUUUGUUAGCUUUAAUGAGGCUUAAUGUGGAUGCAAGAUUCCAGCCACAUGGACCUCACUGUGGUAUCAGGCCCCAUGUUGAGAGGAAAAGCUUAGCUUAAAUUUAUGCUGAAAACAGGGAGAAAAUAUGACAAACUGUGAUGCCUUUUUCAGGAAUGAUCAAAAUCUGAAAAAGUUAGACAAACAGUACGUAUACUAGAUACAUAAAUAUGCAUGUAGAGUUUAAUGCAGUAUAGUGAAUACACACACACACACAUAUAUAUAUAUACACACAUACACAGUACAGGAUUGACACUUUGCUAUUUUAAAAUGGUAAACCACAAUUGUGUUUUGAAAAAUGACAUUUUUUCCAGUGCAGCAUUAGAACUUUACUAAAUUCUGAACCAAGAAGCAUACAGAUCCCUUAUUUAAGUGUGAACUCAAAGAAGAAGAUUUUCGUCUUGUACAUUAAGCUUACUGAAUUUGAGGGAUGUCUUGAAAAUGAUAUAUAGUGAAUAAUAUAAUUUUCAGACACUUAUUUGCAGGUACUAUUCACUGUCUGAGAGUGAUUUAUAAAGCUUUCAUUUUUCCAUUAUCAAAUACUCUCUUUUAUUUUACACAUACUUGGAAAUAUAUGUUGGGCAAAUGUCAACAUGAAAACUAGGUGGGUUUUUGUGUGUGAUAAAAUAUGAAAUGUAAUUUAAAGGAAUGAUGGAUUUAACAUUUAAGUGGUAUGAUUUAUUAACAUGUUCUGAAUAUUAUGAUACAGUUCUACUAAUGAUAUUUUUAUGUUUGAUGUAUAAUUACUUUUUAACCCUGACAUAUUAAGCCAUGUGAUCAUUCUUCUUGCCAAAGCUAUGUUUUGUGAUAGGAAACAGAAGAUCUGUAUUGAUUCUGCUAGGGUUCAAAUUAUUACAAUAGAAUUUUUCAGCAAUUGUGUUGAGGUAACAAUACUCAUCAAUAUAAAAGUCCAUGUUCUAGGAAUCUGCUUUCGAAAAGGAAAGAGUGGAGAAUAUGGUCAUUUGUAUUCAAUCUUCACCUUGUAGAGGUAAAGUAAGAGUUGUACAAUACAUGGUGCAAAUGAAAUCCUGCUAUGCACUUAAUGUAGAGUGAGAGUAUAUGGAUUGGAAAUGUGAAAUUAGUAGGUAUGAAAAGAAAUCUAUCUAAUAGAUCAGGCUAAGCAGAUCUUACAACAUGUACCUAUUACUGUUCUCUAGGAACAGAUGACUCUACAGUACUCUUUUGAAAUUUACUAGGAAUGAUUCUUUAUUACACUGUAAACUAUUACUUUUAUAGGGUCCUGAAAAAGCCAAAAUGAGGCAUGGAGGUUCCUUGAGCACCUUAGCUAGCACAGCCACAAAGCCUCCUUCCUAUCCUAUACAUCAGUGAGCUAGGAAAGACUCUUAAGGUGCCAACAACCUUACAUUUUCUAUGAUAGAUUCUGGUCUCACUUCUACCAGUGUUAAUUCAGAGUAAUUUGUUGUAAGUCAAGAGUUUUAUACAAUCAGUUGUGACGAGUCUCUUUCUCUCUUUAACUGUAAGAUAAAAGAAUGGGGUCAUAGGACUCAGAGAUAUAAUCCUUUUCUGUCCUGAACAAUGAUCAAGGAACCAACUCAGCAUCUUUCAGCUGACCACUGAUUUGUGAGGAAUUAUGCAGAAAGUUCCCCAGACCCCAGCAGAUAACUUUUGGUUUUCAUUAUUAGCUUCACUGAUUGGAGGCCAGUGCCCAAGAUGGUCCUUUUUCAUAUUGGGGAUCAUCACUCAGUUCCCUAAGCAUUCCAGGGCUAUUUUAUCUCUUUAGGGCCACACAGUUGCAGGUAGAAAGAUAAGUAUGUUACCAGUCAGGACAUAUAUGGACAUUUAAUUUGUCCCUGGCCCCAGACAGGUCUGCAGUUCUUCACCAUGGACCUGGAGUGGAGGGAAUGGCUUUCAGAGCAGGGCAGACUUCCUUCUGGAUAAGCUGGCCUGUCACAGAUCUAGCAUUCACUGUCUUCCAGGGCUGGAGCAGCUCAGAAGUAUGUGCACACUGGAUACUGGGGGGAUUGGGCUCUAGUAUGAUACUGGGCAUACAAUAUCUUGCAGUCCUUAUGCAUGAAAACCUCUCAUUGGCUUCUCUGGGAAUUGUAUCUGUGUUAAGGACUAAAGGAUUAAGCCUAAAGUUGGGAGGAGGCAUUUUGGCUGGUUACUUUCAUCCCAAUCCUAAUAAAACCCUUUUGAGGGUAAUAAAGUAUUAAGAAUUUUUGUGUGACUGACAUUUCCAAUCAGCCCUCAUUCAGAAUUAGUCCUAAUAACAUUCUACAAUUUUUCCCCCCCAAAAGCUGGAUCAAUCAUCCACAGCCAGGUGUUGGAAUGUUAGCUGCUUGUGCAUUUAGGGUAUGUAACUGUAUACAUGAAAAUAUUGAUGAGGAUUAGAGUAGGUCACGUGAGACAUUGGAAUUCCAAUCUAGUUAGGUUUUGUGUGUUCUGUUAAGAUGAUACACUUCUUGUAUGAUAUUGUAUAUUGACACUUUUAUUUAUAUAAAUAUUACUUGUUUUAUUGAAACCCCUUUAAAAUGCCUUGUAUAUUAUAAAAAAGUGAGUGCAAUAAUAUGAAAUAGACUGUACAUUUUCAAAAGUUGCUUUCUCCGUUAUGUAAAUCUGCAUCACCAUAAAUAUGGGUUUUUUUAGUGAUUUUGAAAAAUAAAUAUUACGCUUAGUA